AUGAAAGAUGACUAUGGCAGUCUGGGUAGUCGUCAUCAGCUGCUGUCAGGCGGUCGCCGUGCCGCUUCCGGUUUGCUCUGUGCUGCUGAACCAACAAGACACCUUCGGUCUUCUUUUGUUCAACCCGUUAGUACCGAGAAUCAGCCGGUAGGGCCGCCGGUAGGAGACCGGGCCGACACGCAGCGUUGCCCGCACAGAAUGCUGCUGCUCUACCAGCUUCCGGAGGAUGUUCUCUACCAUAUCUUGUAUCAUUUGGACUGCACAUCCCUCAGUCGCCUCUCUCAAGUUUGUAAAAGUAUUUACCGCUUUGUGAGCCGAGACGAGGUGUGGAGGAAGAUUGCCAAAGAAUGUUUAAACACUGGAAUUACUUGGGAUGGAACGGACAUAUAUCCUCACCUCCAGCUGAAGGAGAGGGUGAAGGUUGCUCACAACUGGUUUGACGGGCUCUGCAAAAGAACAAUUCCUCUCAAAUGGAAAACAAAACUGUUGCCAUGGCUGCAGCUGGAUGGCGACAUGCUGUAUCUGUCUCAGGCUGCUGAUAUUGGAGCGUUCCAUCUGUGCCAAGACUCCGGGAGGCUCCAGCGUCCCCCAUCUGAAAUCUUCUUGGGUCACCAGGGUGAUGUGUGUCGCUUUGUUCUGACGGACUCUCACCUGGUCAGCGGGGGAAGUGAUGGCAGGAUCCUGGUUCACAGCCGGGGCCGGGACACGUUUGUGGAGUUAUCAGGUCAUAACCAGGAGGUCAACUGCCUGGACGCUAAAGAGGGACUCAUCGUCAGCGGAUCCAGAGACCGAACAGCCCGGAUUUGGACUUUGUCUUCCAGCUGCCCCAGAGACACCAUCCACAUGUCUGACAGAGUGUGGUCUGUGGCCAUCAGUCCCACAUUGAGGUCCUUUGUAACGGGCACUGCAUGCUGUGAGAACACGUCGCCUCUCCGCGUCUGGGAUGUUGAACGGGCCGAGUGUGUGUGCAGUCUGGGCCUGGGGUUCCGUCGUGGGGCCGGUGUGUUGGACAUGCAGUUUGAGACUCCGGCGCAGCUCUUCACCUGCGGCUAUGACACCUUCAUCCGACUGUGGGACCUGCGACUUAGCCCAGGGAAGUGUGUGAUGGAGUGGGAGGAGCCUCAUGACAGCGCACUGUACUGCCUUCAGACAGACGGGAACCACAUGAUAGCCAGCGGCUCCUCGUACUACGGAGUGGUGCGCCUCUGGGACAAACGGCAGGCUGCAUGUCUGCAGUUCUUCCAGCUGAGCUCACGCCCGGUGAGCAGCCCGGUGUACUGCCUGAGGUUCAGCAGCUCUCACCUGCAUGCCGCCCUUGCCACCGCCCUGCACUCACUGGACUUCAGACAGAACAAUGUCUACAUCAGAUGACACACACACACACACACACACACACACACACAUUUUUAUUAAUCUGUUCAAUAAAGCUGUCUAUUUUCACAAGAUAAUGUUUCUUAAGGAAGUGCUUUUUAUGAUGAGUUAAUAAUUAAUAAUAGUCCCAAUGUUAGUAAAACAUUCAUUACUGUAGGGAUUUUAACGGGGACAUCUUAAAUGUAUAUAAACAUAAAACAGAGUCAGACUUUAUGGAUAGGUUAUACCUACUGAGCACGAGAAUAACCUCCACUUGUUCAAGAUUUAUGGACUAUAUUUGUUAUAAAGUAAUUCAGAACGCUGAAGUGGACUGUAGGUAACUAUGAUCGACCUGUAUUUGUAAUAUUUGAUUGUGAAAUAUAGAGGAAAACGGAGGGAAAUGGUAAUAGAUGGCCCCUCCCCGCUCUCCCUCCAUGUGAGCCUUGUGAAUGACUGCAGGCAUCACGCCCAUCAUGCUAACCCUGCACACACCGCUUCGUUGUGUGUCUUUGUGUCAGGUUAUUGGAUGUUAUUGGCAGGUCAGCACUUUUUUUGUUUUGGUACUGUUUACCUGCGUAAUGGUCUAAUUGUUGAUUUCCAUCCAUCCAAAAUGGUUAUAUUGAAACAUGCCAGCAAAAAGAGGCUUAAUUUCACCUCAAGGCUGGGGUUUCUUAAGGACAUUUGCCAGGAUAAAAGCACAAACACAAUCAAGGAAUAGAAACAAAUGACAUGCACAAAUCCCUAAGGAAGCUAUAGCUAAAGAACCCCCUUCCCCCACACAUUGUAUACAGUACCUGUGUACUGUACGUAUACAGUGUGCGUGUGUGUG
This is a messenger RNA of Eleginops maclovinus (Patagonian blennie), 2179 nucleotides long. RefSeq names its product F-box and WD repeat domain containing 4 (gene fbxw4). The record is from RefSeq and is a predicted model, not a curated record. Gene Ontology annotation, biological process: SCF-dependent proteasomal ubiquitin-dependent protein catabolic process. The coding region runs from base 1 to 1371 and encodes 456 amino acids. The transcript is spliced from 10 exons. Gene Ontology annotation, molecular function: protein binding. NCBI's taxonomy places the organism in Eukaryota, Metazoa, Chordata, Actinopteri, Perciformes, Eleginopidae. Gene Ontology annotation, cellular component: SCF ubiquitin ligase complex.